CGGCGGCGGAGGUGCCACCGGCCUCCUCCAUCGCCAUGGGAGCAGAGCAGAGCGCGGAGGCCGGCAGCCGCCCGGGCGAGCCCAGCGCCUCAGCAUCUCCGUCGCCGGCCAAGCAACGAGCAAAAAUGGAUGACAUCGUGGUGGUGGCCCCAGGAACACAGUCCUCCCGGAAUGUCAGCAACGAUCCAGAUGUCAUAAAACUGCAGGAAAUUCCAACUUUCCAGCCCCUUUUGAAAGGACUCCUCAGUGGGCAGACCUCUCCAACCAACACCAAACUGGAAAAGCUGGAUCCCCAGCAGGUGCUGCAGCUGUGUCUCCGGUACCAAGAUCAUCUUCACCAGUGUGCAGAAGCGGUUGCCUUUGAUCAGAACGCGCUCGUGAAGCGGAUCAAGGAGAUGGACCUCUCUGUGGAAACUCUUUAUAGCUUCAUGCAGGAGCGCCAGAAGAAGUACGCCAAGUAUGCGGAGCAGAUCCAGAAGGUCAACGAGAUGUCUGCCAUCCUCCGCCGGAUACAGAUGGGCAUCGACCAGACCAUCCCGCUGAUGGAGCGGCUGAACGGCAUGCUGCCAGAGAGCGAGAGGCUGGAGCCCUUCAGCAUGAAACCUGACCGGGAGCUGAAGUCCUAGUUGAUCCAGCAGGGCUCCCCCUCCUCACCUUCCGCUCUCCGGCCUUCAGCACGGACACGCUGCCGAGGGGCUGGGCUGGCAGAGGUGUGAAGCAGACGGCAGCGCUGCCCGACUCUCUGCCAGGGCAUGGGAAGGAAGAGCAGCCUCAGCUGCCAGAACUGCACAGCCAGGAACCCAGGAGCUCCCUGGUCUGGAGAAGAUGAUCUACCGUUCUUUCAUCUCCCUCCUCUUGCCCUCCUGUCUCCUUUGCCACCACCGCCCGUGCAGAGACACUUGUUUUCGUUGCUGUGACUAGUUUGGGGUUUACAAAGGAGGAGUUUUCUUUCGCAUGUUUUGUUUGGUUUUUUUUUACUUUUACUAGAAAAAUUCAAAGGGAUACAGGGUGUGACAAACCCUCUAACAUGGUUUUGGUGCCACUGGGGUGUAGACAAUUAGAUGGCUGGCAGGUAUUUUGGAGAUCCCCUGGCCUUAGAAAUAUGUGUGUUUUAUAGGUGAAAGAGCAAGAGCCAGGAAGUGGCUUACUAAAAUCUGCCUAUUAUCAUAAUUAACAUGGUUUGCAUGGCAGGGUUUUGGCAUUUCCUCCUCGAGGCUCCUGUUUUUAUGUGCUCACUAAUUUAUGAGGCUGUAAAGGAAUAACUGUUCCAGAUCUGUGUGUACGUUAACGUUCAGCAAGCCUUAGUGCUCCUCUCCCCCUGGCCCUGGCAAUGUCCCCGUGUCCCAGCCGGUGGCAUUUCGUGUCCUUCACCUUGCACAGGGAUUCCGACAGGCGCCGACACCGACCUGCUCGCUUUGCAUCCCCAAGCUGGAGGCAUGAGGUGGCUUUUUUUUUAUUUUUAUUGAGACACUCCAGCUAUCUUAGCGCUGUCCUUCUCUACCAGAGGGAUAAAGUUGUUUCUUUCAAGGGUAUGGAGUUGGAGGGGGGAGAUCAGAGAAGUCCUUUUAGGUCUUCUCCUUGGCUUAGCUGCUGUCAUGCCGAGAGCUUGCCUGAGCCUGGUGUUUUGUGACGGAAACCACGUGGCCCUUUGGGACCCUGCUCAGCGAGCUGCUCCAGAGGCAAGAGGAUGCUUUUCCCUUCUCCUGAGCCGAGGGCUCUGCUGGGAGGUGGGUACCGUGUCCGUGCUGCCCGGGUGUUGGGCUGGCCCACAGGAGAUGGCCACCGGUCUGCUGCCUGCAGGCGAUGCGCAGCACCUCCCUCAGCUUUGGUUUCUCCCCCUGUAAAACAAGAGGACGUUCUACACGCUGGUGUAAAAAUAUUUACAGAUCUAGAAAUAAGGUUUUAGCAGCCUGUGUCACCGUUGUGUGGCAGCUCUUGUCUGCAGCAGAAAGGGUGUGAAACCAGAAGGGAGGAGUUCACUGGGCCAAGGGGAGGCUUGUGUGUGUUUAUGUUGGUCCCGGGGUGCUGUUGCUGGCGAGGAGGCUGAAGUGUGCCCAUGAACCCCAAGGGUUUUGUACCUCAGGCCUGCAAUUCCAGUGGUGAGGACAGCUGUGUUUGAGGGAGUUCCACCUGACAGCUCAUCUGCCAGGACACCACCGGGCUAGGUGUCCUGCCAAAGGUGACUUGCUUCAGUACCUCUUAGUGCUUAAGAAUGCUUAAUCAGCAAAAGGCAGGUCUCUGAGCAUUCAAGAGUAGGAGCAUGGUAGGUUUUUGAUGGCAUUAAUUGCUGGCUGGUGGCAGAAAGCAACAGGCCACUCUCUUGUUGCAUUCCCAAAGGCCAUGGAGCAUAAACUUUGUGACACGGGCUGUGGCUGACGUAGCUGUGGAUCUGAUCCGUAGCGCCCAUCGGACCCCAGGGCCUGCUGAACAGUGUCUGAAAGCAGAGUCCCAUAGAGGUGAAGCCCCCUGGAGUGAUGCUCUGGGAAGAGGAUCUCGCGAGGAACUCGGCAGAUUUUUCUAGUAAAGGCAGCAGAGUGGGCCUGGUUGUCUACUGCUUCCACCCCAGGGUUGUUCCGUGGUUGUGUGCACAUAGGCCUCUGCUGUGUGUUGCAUGGGAUGUAAGAUCAGGCUUCAGUCCUUGCUCGUGCGUCCUGCAGUAUUUUACACUGGGUUUGUUAAAAGCUUCCACGAGACGUAACAACCCAUGAAGACCUGCUUGUCGUAGCCAUGCCCGUGGGGGUCCUCCUCCUUCAUCACCGAGUGUGUCUCUGCCUCCCCUCCUCAGACACACCAGAAUAUCCAGCAGCUUUAAAUAGCGGCUGCAGGCGUUCCUGUCCUCCUCCUCCAGAUGCUGCUGUCUGGAAGUUUAGGAUGUGCGACAUUCAGCCGUCUGCCAGGAGGGAUCAUGGAUAUCCCACACCCUGCCGUGCUGGAAGCCUAUACCGGUGGGAAGAUCCUGAUACUGGAUCUUGAGGCAGGGGUUAGGCUGCAGAUGCUCUCUUCUGGAAAGCUUCUGGACGUUUUGCCUCAUGCUAUUAAGUAUCAGAUCAAAGCGUUGCUCCUUGCAGUGCUAAUGAGGGCAGGCGAGUGUGUGUUCCCGUCUGAAAGCUGCAGGAGCAAGGGCUGCAAAUCAGUUCCAUCCUUAUUUGCCAUAAACCACCUAGACAUGGGGCUGAUAAUGGGAGAAAAUGCUUGUUCCAAUGAACACAUAAGCCUUAAAGCUUAUGAAUGUGCUGCUGGGCCUCCCAGACAGAGCUUUCUGAGCAGCAAGGGUAAGCUGUGAAAACCUUAGUAGCUUAACUAGAAAGAAAUCAGAGCUGAAACGUGAAGGCCGACCUCUUCCAAAGCAUCACCUUCAUCCCAUGGGUGAGAGUCUUGUGCAUGGGUACUCUAAGAUACCGUGCACCCUCUAGCUGUUCUCAAACGAUGGUUUACAGUUUUAAAUAAAACUUUGUCACUGGCUUCAUUAACUGUAAGUCUUUGGACCUCUCAGUGAGGGGAAGACAUUUCCUGCCACGUCUUCUGGAGCUGCUGUUCGUUGCGUGGCUGCUCCCCCUUGGCUUUGCUCUGCACGCUGCUUUCAGCUCCAUCUUGGAUGCAGGUGAUGCUCAAGGUGAGACUGUUGCUUUAUUCCCUUUCCCACUGUUUGGCAGAAGAUUUGAGAUGUGACUGGAAUUACCUUUCUGCUUAUGAAUUCCCUUUUCCAAGGCAAAUGCUGUUGGAGAAGGCCUCAGGUAUCUCUAACGAAUGUACUAGCCCUUACUUCUGCCACAAAAUUAGUGCUAUGAACAGAGAAUAAUCUGCUGUGCUCUGCUGAACACAAACCUUUCUGCCCUUUUCUUGGUGGUGUGUGGUCUGGGCUGCGGGCUCAGCUAUUUGAUGGACAACCUUCUGAAAAGCUGGAGAACAGGGUGAGUCUCUGGGGCUGUGGUUCCCUGCUGGCCCGAGCUGCUCUGGUUCUUCCCCUGCCUGCUCUUGUGACCUCCCCUUGGUGCUGCCGCUGGCGCUGGUUGCAUCCUACACUGGUCAACGUGCUCCACGUGCAGAAGAGGUUUGCUCUGUUGUUUCCGUUGUUCUGUAAUUUCAUACAUUGUCAGGGUGCUAAAGUGCCAACCUAUCUGCAGGGUGAUUUCUGUGAAGAUCCAGUGAAGGGGACAGAAGAGAGUUGUGGUGUUUUUUUUUUUUUUUAAAAACAAUAAAUCUGUAUUUUAAAUUAAAUAUAUUUAAAUAUAUUUAAAUAUUUAAAGUGUAUUUCCCCUCCUCUAAGCUUUUACAUGGAAAGAGUAGAAAUAACAUGUUUUUCCCAGGUCCACUCCCUGCAUGAGCCAGCCCCCUCUGGGACUGUGUGCCAGUGGUUUCCUGAGGUACUCUCCUAACAUCCCUCCUGUUCCCGAGCCACCAGGGUGUAUAUUUUGGUGAUGACCAGCCUGGUGGCUGAGCGCUCUCCUUGCUUUAUGGGUUAUUAUCCUGUUGGCAGAGCUGCUCUGCUUUCAGCUCCCUACGUGCUACGUGUCCCACAGCCCUGGCAUUAAAACGUUUGGUACCGCUCUUU
Molecule: messenger RNA, 4552 nt
Organism: Calidris pugnax (ruff)
Lineage: Eukaryota; Metazoa; Chordata; Aves; Charadriiformes; Scolopacidae
Gene: BORCS5
Product: BLOC-1 related complex subunit 5
Exons: 4
Coding region: 36-626 (196 amino acids)
Biological process (GO): organelle transport along microtubule; lysosome localization; positive regulation of anterograde synaptic vesicle transport
Cellular component (GO): synaptic vesicle membrane; cytoplasmic side of lysosomal membrane; BORC complex
Source: RefSeq, a predicted model, not a curated record